AUGAACUCUAAAGGAAAUAAAAGAAAUUGGAAAGUAUUGUUGGGCUUCUUAAGUAACAGACAUGUUACAAUUUCUAUUAUUAGUUCAAUUACCGAAUCAGCAGAAGGAAUAGAUGAUAAAAUAGUUUAUAUGGAAGAUUUAAAAAAAAGGAAAACAAGCAUAUGGAAUAUGUGGUGA
Rhizophagus irregularis DAOM 181602=DAOM 197198 is the source of this 177-nucleotide messenger RNA. NCBI's taxonomy places the organism in Eukaryota, Fungi, Glomeromycota, Glomeromycetes, Glomerales, Glomeraceae. The record is from RefSeq and is a predicted model, not a curated record.